Messenger RNA from Salarias fasciatus (jewelled blenny), 1703 nucleotides. RefSeq names its product potassium/sodium hyperpolarization-activated cyclic nucleotide-gated channel 2-like. NCBI's taxonomy places the organism in Eukaryota, Metazoa, Chordata, Actinopteri, Blenniiformes, Blenniidae. Gene Ontology annotation, biological process: sodium ion transmembrane transport; potassium ion transmembrane transport; regulation of membrane depolarization. The record is from RefSeq and is a predicted model, not a curated record. Gene Ontology annotation, molecular function: voltage-gated potassium channel activity. Gene Ontology annotation, cellular component: HCN channel complex; axon; dendrite. The coding region runs from base 141 to 1697 and encodes 518 amino acids. The transcript has 10 exons.
CUCAAUGAGCCCCGAGGUUGGGACGCCUUGAUGGAAAAUUACCUUGUGACCAAGAGGGGAGGUCAGAGCUGCCGGAGUCCGACCCCAGACGACGAGGGGGAAGCAGGAUGGCCUGAUCGGACGGGGAACUGAAGUUAGCGAUGGAGAAACUGAAGGGUCCCGCGGCGGGAUGCACCACGGCCACCUGUGGAUGGAGAGCCCUGCUGCUGCCGCAGCUCAACAGACAGUCGCUGUACGUGUACGGCAGCGAGAUCGCCGUGGAGAAGGAGUGCAUCCGGCAGCUGCAGAGCGGAGUCUUUGUCAUUCACCCCUUCAGCCUCAUGAGGAGUUACUACAUCAUGUGCAUGAUGGCCAUCACGUUCCUCAACCUGAUUGGGAUUCCCAUGGAGAUCGCCUUCCUGGAGGGAAACAACGGCCUGGUUUGGGAGAGUUUCAACGUGUUUUCAGACACGCUCUUCCUCAUAGACGUGGCUCUGAACUUCCGGAUGGGCAUCAUUACAGAAGACGCAGAGGAAGCGAUCCUGGACAUCAAGCGGAUCCGCGUCAGCUACCUGAGGACCUGGUUCAUUCCAGACGUCAUAGCAGCUUUCCCAAUCGGCUACAUACUUUUGUUUGCGGAUUUGCACUACCAAAAUGAGGAUAACCCCUCCAAGACCAACAAGAUGAUGAGGAUCCUGAUGUUCGUGCGGAUCCUCAGCCUCAUCAGGCUGGCUCGAGUGUCCAGACUGGUCCGGUUCUUCAACGAAGUGGAGAAAGUGUCAAACGCCAACCUGGAGGUGGUGCGCCUGUUCUUCCGCAUCUUGUCCCUCUUCAUGAUGAUUUUCCUGCUGUGCCACUGGAACGGCUGCAUACAGUAUUUCGUCCCCAUGCUGGAGGAGUUUCCCUCCGACUGCUGGGUCCGCAAAGAGAACCUGAUGAAUGCCACGGUAAUUGUGAAAUACUCUUGGGGAGUUUUCCGAGCGCUUUCCCAGAUGAUCGCCCUCUCGUACGGCUCCAUGGAUGCUCCAACAAAUUACGUGGAAAUGUGGAUCGUCAUGGUCAGCAUGGUGUCCGGGUGCCUGAUGUACACCGUCCUGGUGGCCAACGCUACAGCCAUGAUCGUCAACGUUGACCCGGCAGCCAAAGAGUACAAGAGCAAGAUGAGCCGGUUGGAACACUACAUGGCCUUCAUGAAGCUCCCGCCGGAGCUGCAGCUUCGCAUCAACAACUACUACCAGGCCCGUUACGGAGGGAAGUGGUUCGAUGAGAAGGAGGUCAUGGACACCGUGUCGUCUGCACUCAAAGAGCAAAUCGUCACGGUGAUGUGCAGCCGGCUGCUCAGAAACGUGCCAAUGUUUCAGAACCGGGACGAAAACUUCAUCAACGUGAUCCUCCUCAAGCUGGAGUACGAGGUCUUCCAGGAGGGGGACGUCAUCGUCCGGCAGAACGUCCCCGGAGACCGCAUGUUCUUCAUCGACCACGGGCAGGUCCUGGUGGAGGUGGACUCCUACGAGAGGGAGCUGUGUGACGGAGACUUUUUCGGAGAGACGUGCGUGCUGACCAAAGGCAAACAUCUGGCCACAGUGAAAGCGCUGACAGACUGCCAGUGCUUUUCUCUGUCCUGGAACGACUUUCAGGACGCGCUGCAGGGCUUCCCGGACGUCAAGAAGGACUUAGAGAAAAUGGUCCAGGUCAACUCGGACGGCGGACUUGUGUAAGACGCA